This is a messenger RNA of Sungouiella intermedia, 1551 nucleotides long. The record is from the annotation of a GenBank genome assembly. Lineage: Eukaryota; Fungi; Ascomycota; Pichiomycetes; Serinales; Metschnikowiaceae.
AUGGGAAAUAGCCCUUCUAAAUCGAAGAACGGACUCCCGCUCUCACGAACAGAUACUGGAAACUCCGUAAAGUCGGGACGCUCCAUUCGCUCCCGCCGCUCGGCAUCACAGCUCCUGGUAAACAAUACCGAUUCUCCCCGCCAGCUCAGCAGAAAAAACUCCUCGGCUUCUCUACCGAAUGGCGACUUGCUGCCAGCAUCUGAGAAUGGCCUUGAGGACUCCAACAUUAGCGUCCAUGCACUGAUGGUGACUCCAGAACCUGAGAAACCCAUCUUGCUUCGCAGGAAUACUGAUGAUACGGAGCACACUGGCCGUGUUACCACUAAUGGUGACGAGUUGGCUCCGCUCUCCAGAUCCAGUACGAACCACUCGACAAGACUUGGCUCUGUCACACCUUCCAGCACUUUUCUAACCCCACAACACACUGGUGCCAGCAAUAAUGGCUACAAUGAUGACAAGAGUGAUGCAAUUUCCAUAUCGCUGAAGCGAUCAGUCCGCUCAUUAUCUCUGAGUAGAGCUGCAUCCAGAAGAGGCUCAUCAAGGGAAGUGAAUGUCGAUCGCAGUGAUCUUACUAGCGACAGUGCUACAAUUGAUAUUGAAGACUUCAUCCAGCGACUUCUUGACGCAGGCUAUUCCGGAAAGAGAACCAAGUCUGUAUGUUUGAAGAAUAACGAAAUCCAAUUGGUAUGUGCAAAAGCAAGAGAGAUAUUCUUGCUGCAACCCUCCCUAUUGGAGUUAUCACCUCCGGUGAAAGUUGUUGGAGAUGUUCAUGGUCAAUACUCGGAUUUAAUUCGUGUGUUCACAAAGUGCGGUUUCCCUCCCCUGACAAACUAUUUGUUCCUUGGAGACUACGUGGAUCGUGGUAAGCAAUCUUUGGAGACCAUUUUGCUCCUACUUUGUUAUAAAAUCAAGUAUCCGGAAAACUUCUUCCUUCUCAGAGGUAAUCAUGAAUGUGCCAAUGUGACGAGAGUUUAUGGUUUCUACGAUGAAUGCAAAAGACGCUGCAACAUUAAGACAUGGAAACUUUUCAUUGAUACAUUCAAUACCCUCCCAAUCGCUGCUAUUGUAGCGGGAAAGAUCUUUUGUGUGCAUGGCGGUCUUUCUCCUGUCUUGAACUCAAUGGACGAGAUCAGAAACAUCGCUCGCCCAACUGACGUUCCAGACUUCGGCCUUCUCAAUGAUUUGCUAUGGUCAGAUCCUGCGGAUACAGUUAAUGAAUGGGAAGACAAUGAACGCGGUGUGUCGUAUGUGUUUUCGCGGGUCGCUAUCAAUAAAUUUCUACAAAAAUUUGGCUUCGAUUUGGUCUGUCGAGCGCAUAUGGUUGUCGAAGAUGGUUACGAAUUUUUCAAUGACCGAACACUUGUUACAGUCUUUAGUGCACCCAAUUACUGUGGAGAGUUUGAUAACUGGGGUGCUGUCAUGAGCGUAUCCGAAGAAUUGCUUUGUUCAUUUGAGUUACUCGAUCCGUUGGAUUCUGUGGCAUUGAAGCAGGCCAUGAAGAAAGGCAAGCAAGAACGAAAAAUGUCCCUACUGCAGCAAUUCCUGCGGUAA